Molecule: messenger RNA, 1646 nt
Organism: Eruca vesicaria subsp. sativa (arugula)
Lineage: Eukaryota; Viridiplantae; Streptophyta; Magnoliopsida; Brassicales; Brassicaceae
Source: the annotation of a GenBank genome assembly
CGCGUUACGACGAAACCGUACAUCAACUGAUAUAAUGUCAUUAUCUCCGCUGGACGACACUGUCCCCGGCGUCCUNAAGAAGAGGAGAUGCUGAAGCUGCCAUUAAUUUAGACUCGUUAGAUAAUAGUAACAGUCUUCAGAAAUGGAAUCAAGGUAGCACCAACUCAGAGAACAUGUUCACGUACGAAGAUUUGGCUAAGGCAACUGAUAACUUCUCUAGUACCAACCUCAUCGGACAAGGCGGGUUUGGUUAUGUUCAUAAAGGAGUUCUUCUAGAUGGAACAGAGGUUGCGAUUAAGCAGCUUAAAGCUGGGAGCAGACAAGGCGAACGGGAGUUUCAGGCGGAGUUACAGACCAUUACUAGAGUCCAUCACAGGCAUCUUGUUUCCCUCCUUGGUUACUGCAUAACCGGAUCUCAGAGACUGCUUGUUUACGAGUUUGUGCCUAACAAUACUCUCGAGUUCCAUUUGCAUGAGAAAGGGAGACCGGUAAUGGAGUGGCAAAAGAGAAUGAAGAUUGCUUUGGGUGCAGCUAAAGGAUUGUCAUACUUACAUGAAGAUUGUAAACCUAAAACAAUACACCGUGAUGUUAAGGCUGCAAAUAUUCUUAUUGACAAUAGCUAUGAGGCAAAGUUAGCAGACUUUGGACUGGCCAGGUGUUCUUUGGACACUGAUACUCAUGUUUCCACCCGGAUCAUGGGAACAUUCGGCUACUUAUCUCCUGAGUAUGCUUCUUCUGGUAAACUUACUGAUAAAUCAGAUGUAUUCUCAUUCGGUGUGGUGCUACUAGAACUGAUAACCGGACGCAGACCUGUUGAUAAAUCACAGCCUUUUGCUGAUGAUGAUGAUAGCAUCGUUGAUUGGGCAAAACCUAUGAUGAUACAAGCUCUAAACGAUGGUAACUUUGACGGUCUUGUUGACCCGCGGUUAGGGGAUAACUUUGAUAUCACCGAGAUGACGAGAAUGGUUGCUUGCGCUGCUGCUAGUGUCCGUUAUUCAGCAAAACGCCGCCCAAAAAUGAGUCAGAUAGUUCGAGCAUUUGAAGGCAAUAUAUCUCUAGAUGACCUAACCGAAGAAGCCACUCCAGGUCACAACACUAUUUGCAGCUUAGACGGGAGCUCAGACUAUAGCUCGAUAAAAUAUAACGAAGACAUGAAGAAAUUCGAGGAAAUGGCACUCGACAGCCAGACAUUUGAAAUCAGUGAAUGCAGCGGUGUGACCACUAGCGACAAUGGUCAGAACCCAUCAGGCUCCUCUAGCAUUAGUGAUGGCCAACGUACAAUGCAAGAGAUUGAACCAGAGGAGAGAACCGAUGAGACAGUAACUAGAAAACAGAGGAGUCUUGGUAAUACGAUGAGUACAGCAACUUGGGUGUAGGAAAGGUUUGACACAAUUUCACUUUGUAUGAAGGUGUGGCUGGCUCUAAUGAAACACCCAGUCACAUGAGCCUGAUCUUGCACGUGAGUAUUUGUUAGGGGGCAUAAUUAGUCAAGAGUUUGUGUUUCUGUUUUGACUUUGGAGUGAAGAUAUUAAAGAGAGAUACAAAGCUAAUACAGUAGGAUUUAAGAUUUUUCCUGUUUAGCGUUGAUUGAUUUUUAAUGAUGGAAGUAUAUUUAGUCUUAUCUAUACUAUUACUAGAUGUUUUAC